Boleophthalmus pectinirostris (great blue-spotted mudskipper) is the source of this 1474-nucleotide messenger RNA. RefSeq names its product cilia and flagella associated protein 73 (gene cfap73). NCBI's taxonomy places the organism in Eukaryota, Metazoa, Chordata, Actinopteri, Gobiiformes, Gobiidae. The record is from RefSeq and is a predicted model, not a curated record. Bases 180 to 1145 code for a protein of 321 amino acids. The transcript has 7 exons.
UUUUUAGUCUUGCUUCUUGCCCUCUUGUUUCAUAUUAGUUUUAGACUAACUUUAGAGAGAUAAGUUCUUUUGAUGUGGCGUCACCAAGGAGACAGUGGGAGGAGUCCUGUGAAGUUUUACCCCAGGAGCUCAUCUAAGACCGACCAAAAGAAAAGAUUUGAGAACUCCAAAGAAAAGACAUGUGCGCCAGUGAGAGCCAGCUGUGGCCGAAGUCAGCAAGUCGAUUGUCUGCAGAGGGCAGUGUUGCAAUCUUUGAAAAUAGCAUUUUUGAUUGGAGCAAUAGUUUCUUUGAAAUAAAGAACAUGUGUCAAGAUGAAGAAAGGCUGACUACAAAAUGUGACGAACGCAAAAAGAUCCUGGAAAGUAUAAAGUCACGCAAAGAUAUGAUUCACAGAGAGAUUGCUCAUCUUAAGAAACAACACUUGAGCCAUAAUGUUUUUCUUAAGUCCAAAGUUACAGAUCAAAUGUUAAAGAAAGCACAGUGUAAAAUGAAAGAGGUUCUGUUCAUGGAGGCAGAGAGAGAGAGAUUGGCCGAAGAGCUAGCGCAACUGCAGCAGAAGAAGUCUGAGCUGGAGCAGCAGGUGGUCAGCCAUUCCGUGUUUCAUGACUUUUUGGACCAAGUGGUCAAACUAUCCAAGUGCAUUGUAGGCUCAAGUGAUGUCUGUGUAAUGCAGUUUGAAGAAGUGAGGGAGCAGGCGAAUCAUUUUGAGAGUCUUCUCCACUUCAGAGACCAGCUCUCUCAAAGAGACAAUAAUGAUCAGGACCGAAUCAACAAACUCAGGUCAGAACUUGUGACUCUAGAGGAUCAAAGUCACCUCAUGAUGACGCACAGGAGGAACCAGCUGUCCCAUUUGCAGAUUGAGUUAGAGAGAACUCGCUCAGAAGCUUUCAUAUGGGAACAGAAAUGGAACCACAUUGAAGAAACGGCUGCAAAGAAAACACUCCUUUUGGGGAAAAUAAAAAUGGCCAUUCUCAACCUGUAUGAAAUGAGUGGCCAGCCUUUGGACAGUUUAGGAAAUAGUGUAGACGAGAAUGACCCAGACACACAGCUAAAGAAGAUCCAGGAAUUUAUUCUGGACCAUAAUGACAUUGUGGAACAAAACCUAGCUAAAGAACAAAACAUGCCUGACAACUCACACAAGUGAGAACAGGCAGCCUUCAGCAUCUUUGCAAAUAUUCUGUACAAAAUUGAACUCAGCAAGCCUAAUUUUCAUAUGCAAAGAUCAAGCCAAACAGGUCCUUCAUGCUUCUCGAUCCACUCAGGCUGCUUUGCAGCUACAUCUUCAGAUUUCCAGUGUAGUCCUUUUUUUCAGGGCCUUUGUCUGGCCUGGUUUUUGACAGUGUUAGUCAGUUUUCACUUUUCAAGACCUCAUUUUUGACUGUUCAGUUAAGAAUGCUCUGACAGAGAUCACCUGAACUUGAACUGCUUUUGUACUUAUUAUUACCUAUUAAAAUGUUUUGUUUUCUCAAUAAA